This is a messenger RNA of Nerophis ophidion (straightnose pipefish), 3146 nucleotides long. It is a transcript of the gene pex19, whose product is annotated as peroxisomal biogenesis factor 19. Gene Ontology annotation, cellular component: peroxisome; peroxisomal membrane. Bases 1 to 897 code for a protein of 298 amino acids. Gene Ontology annotation, biological process: protein import into peroxisome membrane. NCBI's taxonomy places the organism in Eukaryota, Metazoa, Chordata, Actinopteri, Syngnathiformes, Syngnathidae. The transcript has 8 exons. The record is from RefSeq and is a predicted model, not a curated record.
AUGGCGACCUCAGCAGCAGCAGCAGCAGCAGCAGGAGAAGAAGAAGAAGCAAGCGGACACGACGCAGAACUGGACCAACUACUGGACAGUGCGCUGGAUGACUUUGACAAAACAUCUGCACCUGUGCCUCCUGAAUCUAAAGCUCCUUCCUCCUCUUCCAGCCAUGGAGCAGAGAAGCCGCCGCUGCUUGAGGACUGCAAGCUCUUCGAGACGCUCUUCAAGGGCGACAUGGCCGCCCAAGCCCAGCAGGAAUGGGAGAAGGCCAUGACUGAGCUGGCCCAGGAGGAGCCCGACCUGCUCCAGCACUUUCAAAAACUCUCAGAAGCGGCCGGCAAAGUUGGCACUGACACCGCCUCCCAACAAGAGUUCACCUCAUGCCUCAAGGAAACUCUCCACGGCCUCGCCAAGAACGCAGACAACCUGCAGAGUUCGGGACUCGCCGGAGACGAUCUUGUCAAAGCUCUUGGAGGCCUGGGCUUGGACGAGAAUGCUGAGGCCGGCGGGAGCGGCGACGACGGCAACAUCCUGCCAAUCAUGCAGUCCAUCAUGCAGAAUCUUCUAUCCAAGGAGGUGCUUUAUCCGUCCUUAAAGGAGAUUACAGCUAAGUAUCCAGAGUGGUUGGAGGCCAACAAGGCCAGUCUAACCCCAGAGGACUUUCAGCGCUAUGAGCAGCAGGCCAAGGUCAUGGGGGACAUCUGCCUGCACUUUGAGAAGGAGGAGGACCAGGAAGGUGCAUUUGAAAGCAUCAUGGACCUCAUGCAGAAGCUACAAGACCUCGGCCAACCACCCAAAGAACUAGCAGGAGACGCGCCUCCUGGCUUAAACUUCGACAUGGAGUCCCUCAACCUUCCAGCAGGCGUUGGCGGCGGCGCGGCUGAGCAGUGCUCCGUCAUGUGACGAGGCAGCGGCUCAAUUGUGUGUGGCCAUGCCGGCCUUGAAGAUGAAGAAAAGAAGGUCUGGUGGGAGCGUGGCAGUGAAAUGAAAGGAAGCUGCUACAAUCCAACACUUAUGAGAGACAUUUUAACAUAAAUGCCUUUUUUUAAUUGCAUUCCCUCCAACUGAGCUUACUAAGCACUGCCCCUCUCUAAGCACUAUUUUAAAAUACUGCAAAGUUAGUGAAAAGUAUCCAAUACCCGUCAGGUCAUUGUUGUGCUAGUAGUGUAAUCGUCCUCAAACACUUGUCUGUCUACAGGACUUACUGCAACUUAUCCAAUUACUUUCUUCAUGUGAUAAUUGUUGAUCAUUCUUUCAUUGCUUACACAAAACAACUCAUUAGAAUUGAUUAUUACCUCACUGUAAUGUUCCCUUCAUUUGGAGUGUUGGAGAUGAUUCCUGAAUGCCUUUAAGUUUUCAUCUAGUGUCGGUUAACCCUGCAAAAGUCUUUUCCCCGAGCCGCCAUUUGUUUUAUCGUGAAUAUUGACGUUCGCUUUCAGUGGGUGGUCCAUGAGGUUUUCAUCCCCACUGUACUAGACCAGACCUGGGCACAUUAAGGCCCCGGGGCCACAUGCAGCUCGUUAAGCUUUUCAAUCUGGCCUGCCGGACAUUCCCAAAUAAUUUAUUUAGAUCUUUAAGAUGGAAUGUUUAGCUGCCGUUAUGAUGUGCACUCAUCUUUUCGAACCACCGGAAGUCUUCAACUAUACUAAGUCUUUCAAUGCUUGGAAUCUGCAACUAUGGAUGAUAUACUAGUUACUAUGGUCAUCUAAUUAGUUACUAUGGUCAUCUAAUGAGUUACUAUGCUCAUCUAAUUAGUUACUAUGGUGAUCUAAUUAGUUACUAUGGUCAUCUAAUUAGUUACUAUGGUCAUCUAAUUAGUUACUAUGCUCAUCUAAUUAGUUACUAUGGUGAUCUAAUUAGUUACUAUGGUCAUCUAAUUAGUUACUAUGGUCAUCUAAUUAGUUACCAUAGUCAUCUAAUUAGUCACAAUGGUCAUCUAAUUAGUUACUAUGGUCAUCUAAUUAGUUACUAUGGUCAUCUAAUUAGUCACAAUGGUCAUCUAAUUAGUUACUAUGGUCAUCUAAUUAGUUACUAUGGUCAUCUAAUUAGUCACAAUGGUCAUCUAAUUAGUCACUAUGGUCAUCUAAUUAGUUACUAUGGUCAUCUAAUUAGUUACUAUGGUCCUCUAAUGAGUUACUAUGGUCAUCUAAUUGGUUACUAUGGUCAUCUAAUUAGUCACUAUGGUCAUCUAAUUAGUUACUAUGGUCAUCUAAUUGGUUACUAUGGUCAUCUAAUGAGUUACUAUGGUCAUCUAAUGAGUUACUAUGGUCAUCUAAUUAUUUACUAUGGUCAUCUAAUUAGUCACUAUGGUCAUCUAAUUAGUCACUAUGGUCAUCUAAUUAGUUACUAUGGUCAUCUAAUUAGUCACUAUGGUCAUCUAAUUAGUCACUAUGGUCAUCUAAUUAGUUACUAUGGUCAUCUAAUUAGUCACUAUGGUCAUCUAAUUAGUCACUAUGGUCAUCCAGGUCACAGCAGCUCAGACGAGGCACCAAGCAGUGUGGGCGGGAAGCGUCUCCACAGACACGGAAGGAGUUUUUCAUAAACAAAGCUGUAAAGCUUAGUGAUAUGUCAGAUAUAUCAUAAUGUAGGUGGGUUUAUUUUGUCGAUGAAAAGGGGGUGUGAUGUUCAUAUCUUGUCAAUAUUCAUUGUUUUAUCGUUCAUAGAAAAAUGUAAAAUUACAUUUUUUUAAGGCAGUCUGUCAUAAUGUUUUAGCAUUCAAUCAGACAUUAUUAUGAAUAUUUGUAUUAGUGUCCCUAAAAAUAGAUAUACCACCCCCCAGACACAUUUCUUUUCUCUAAAUGUGGCCCCUGAGUCAAAAUAAUUGCCCAGGCCUGUACUAGAGCAUAGUGUGCUAAGCUCUCCUGUCUGUGCGUGUGUGUUCCCCAAAAGUUCCAAUAGUAAAGACCUCAACAAUUGUGGGGAUUGAAGUAAUGGGUUGCAGGUUAAAGGUUGUUGAGCUGCAUGACUACAGAGAUUGAUCCUGAAUGCACAGAUUAAAUCAAGUAGGAGGCAUUGUGUGCUUCCAACAGGCAAUCCAUUCAACUAACGGUCAAACCCCAGGGCUUUGUUUCGCAGAAAAACUGUUAAGGUUGUUCUUGUUUUUUUCCUAAUUUUGUAAAUAUACUGAAUAAAUUAAUGAUGAUAAAGAUUGA